AUGGAGCUGGCCAAUGAGACCUCAGUUCAGGAGUUCAUUUUGAUAGGCUUCCGAGUCGGGCAGCAGGAACGGUACUUCCUCCUCAUCUUUUUUGCCAUUCUUUAUGUACUCACGUUGGCGGAGAACUUCACCAUCAUCACACUGGUGCACCUAGAUGCCCACCUGGCCCGGCUUCCCAUGUACAUCUUGCUGAGCCACUUUUCCUGGUUGGAGUUGUGUUACGUGAGCACCAUUGUGCCUCGUAUGGUCUUUGAUCUGUCUUCCCCGCAAGGGAUCAUCUCUUUCAGGGACUGCUUCCUUCAAUUCUACCUCUUAUUCUCCUUUGGCACCACUGAAGACUGCUUCCUCUCGGCCAUGGCCUUGGAUCGAUACUUGGCCAUCUGCCACCCAUUGCGCUACCCACAAAUCAUGUCGACAAACUUUUGCGGUGUCCUGGUGGCUGCUUGUUGGGUCAUUGGCUUCAUGGCCUUUGCUGUCCCCGUGACUAUGAUGUCUCAACUGUCCUUCUGUGGUCCCAACAUCAUUGACCAUUUUUUGUGUGAUGCCGGGCCCAUUCUGAGCCUGGUCUGUUCACCAUUAGGAAUUGCUCCCCUUCUCUGUCAGAUUUUAGUGAAUAUUUUGCUUUUUGGCAACAUCUUCUUUGUUGUGCUGUCUUAUGGUGUUGUCAUUCUCACGUUGAUGAAGCCUUCUUUCGAAGGCAGUAGAAGAAAGGCCUUCUCGACCAUCUCAUUCCACCUAGUGGUGGUGACACUUUUCUAUGGCUCCGUUGCAGCAAUGUACAUAAUCCCAGACGGAGAAAAUCAGUCUGAGGUCACGAAGGCUGUGACACUCUUCUACACUUCCAUUACGCCAUUUUUGAACCCCAUGAUUUAUUGCCUCAGGAAUGAUCAGGUCAAGGAAGCUGUGGGCAGACUGAGGAGAAGAAAGGUGAGAUUCCAGGGGAGAAAGAUGACUAUAUAA
This is a messenger RNA of Sphaerodactylus townsendi, 960 nucleotides long. RefSeq names its product olfactory receptor 11G2-like. Gene Ontology annotation, molecular function: G protein-coupled receptor activity; olfactory receptor activity. The record is from RefSeq and is a predicted model, not a curated record. The transcript has a single exon. The coding region runs from base 1 to 960 and encodes 319 amino acids. Gene Ontology annotation, biological process: G protein-coupled receptor signaling pathway. NCBI's taxonomy places the organism in Eukaryota, Metazoa, Chordata, Lepidosauria, Squamata, Sphaerodactylidae. Gene Ontology annotation, cellular component: membrane.